AUGGCUAUCUCUAAGUCUGCCGCACUGGCGGUUUUUUGGGUCCUCUCGCAGUUUGUUAGAGGGCAGAACGUCACUGAUAAUCUGAAAUAUGUCAAUCAGCUGAUUGGAAGUGCCAAUGGAGGCAAUGUAUUUCCGGGCGCGACACUGCCAUAUGGUAUGGCAAAAGCUGUCGCUGAUGUUGACUCGGAAAGUAAUCAAGGCGGCUUCACGACAGAAGGAGGCAAUGUGACAGGCUUCUCUACGAUGCAUGAUAGCGGAACGGGUGGAAGCCCUUCGCUUGGCACUUUCGCGUUCUUCCCUUACGCAUCUUGCGCAGGUGGCGAUAUUAAUGGAUGCGCGUUUCCGAAGAAAGCACGCAAGAUUCAUUACAAGCCAGAGUCUGUCAAAGCUAGCCCAGGAUAUUUCCACAUCGAGCUGCAGAGUGGUGUCGCUGCUGAAAUGACGACGGCACAUCACACCUCUCUGUUCCGCUUCAAGUUUCCAUCUACUGGCGAUAGCAGCCCGCUAUUACUUCUAGACCUAACAGAUCUGAGCGAUUCACGCCAAGAUAACGCGACAAUACAGGUGGACGAGACAACUGGUCGAAUGUCUGGAAGCUCUCGCUUCAAUCCAUCAUUCGGAACCGGCACCUACGUGGCUUACUUCUGCGCUGACUUUAAGGGCGCUUCAAUACGCGAAAACGGGAUCUUUGUGAACUCUCGAGCGAGUGCGAAUGUGAAAGACCUGAAAAUAAACCGCUCCAUCAACGGAUACCCACUGCCUGGAGGUGGCUUCAUCCGCUUUUCUGAGAAUCCUUCUGAUGGUGUUCUUGCACGGAUCGCUGUCAGCUACAUCAGUAGUGAACAGGCUUGCAGCAACGCCGAAGCGGAGAUUCCGGACUUUGAUUUUGGAGCUACGCAUACUGCAGCUGAGUCCGCUUGGCGAGAGAAGCUCUCGCCCAUCACAGUUUCAUCAGAAGGUGUUGACUCAUCACUGGUCACGAACUUCUAUUCAGGCAUCUAUCGCACCAUGGUGAAUCCCCAAAACUACACAGGCGAGAACCCGAAGUGGGACAGCGGUGAACCGUAUUUUGACUCAUUCUACUGUUUGUGGGACAGCUUCCGCUCACAGCUUCCGUUCCUUACGAUUAACGAUCCGAAAGCGCUGACGCAAAUGGUUCGAUCACUCAUCGACACUUACCAGCACGAAGGCUGGCUUCCGGAUUGUCGCAUGAGUCUGUGCAAAGGGUACACACAGGGUGGUUCUAAUGCUGAUGUUGUACUGACCGAUGCCUUUAUCAAGGGCCUCACUGAUGGUAUUGAUUGGGAUGUAGGCUACGAAGCCGUUGUGAAGGACGCCGAGGUGGAGCCGUUCUUCUGGUCAGUGGAAGGUCGCGGUGGCCUGGACAGCUGGAAAUCUCUUGGCUACGUUCCCACACAAGAUUUCGAUUAUAAGGGCUUCGGUACGAUCACUCGAUCUGUCUCAAGAACCCUAGAGUAUGCGUACAACGACUUUUGCAUUGCUCAGAUGGCCAAUAAGCUUGGAAAAACUGAUGAUUUGGAGAAGUACAAAGAAAGCAGUGGUAAUUGGGAGAGCUUAUUCAGCAAGAACCAGACAAGCUUUUUCCGCAACGGAAGCGACACUGGUUUUGUUGGCUUUUUCCAAGGGAGAUAUCAGAACGGCACAUGGCACAACCAGGAUCCGUUGUGGUGUUCCACUAUCGACAAUUAUUCCGGCAAGUCUUGCUCUUUGCAAAAUACAGGACAGGAGACGUUCGAGUCCAGCUUGUGGGAAUAUGGGUUCUACGUACCCGGUGAUCAAGCCGCUCUGAUCGAUCUCUAUGGAGGUCGUGACGGAUUCGUCAAACGUCUCGACUACUUGCACGAUCAGAACAUCACUUACAUUGGAAAUGAGCCUUCCUUUCUUACCGUCUUCCAAUAUCACUACGCCGGUCGCCCUGCGCUUAGCGCCAAGCGAUCACACUUCUAUAUCCCGCGCUACUUCUCGCCUCAGAACGACGGUCUGCCCGGAAACGACGAUUCUGGAGCUAUGGGUUCAUUCGUCGCGAUGUCCAUGAUGGGUCUCUUCCCUAACCCUGGACAGAACGUAUACCUCAUUACGCCUCCUUAUUUUCCCUCUGUAUCAAUCAAAUCGCCUCUCAAUGGAAAGACUGCCACUAUACGCAACGUCAAUUUCGAUCCUACCUACGAAACCAUCUACAUCCAAUCUGCUACUUUAGACGGCGAACCAUACACAAAGAAUUGGAUUGAUCACAGCUUUUUCACAGAUGGCAAGGAGCUGGUACUUACGUUGGGAAGGAACGAAAGUAGCUGGGGCACGCAGAUCGAGGAUCUGCCGCCCAGCCUGAGCGAGUAUUCGGGUGGGAAUGGGACGACAAAUGGCACCAGCGGGAAGACUCUCGGAAGGAGAGAGAUUACUAUGCAAAUGUUGAAAGCGAGAGCGGGAUUGGGAAGCGUAGAUGUGGUGGGUUUGGGAGCAUAGAACAUAUUCAAGUGACAGUUGUGCAGUAGUGCGACCGUGGCUCGACAUACCUUUUCCAGGACUAGAUCUAUGCGUUUGACGAAUAAGCAGCUUUGAGCCUCCAAAUUGUGGUUGCAACCAUGGGUUCUUGACUCCGUUGUCAAGUUUAUGCUUUGUUGGUCCCUU
Paraphaeosphaeria sporulosa is the source of this 2646-nucleotide messenger RNA. RefSeq names its product glycoside hydrolase family 92 protein. Gene Ontology annotation, biological process: carbohydrate metabolic process; protein quality control for misfolded or incompletely synthesized proteins; protein deglycosylation. The transcript is spliced from 7 exons. Bases 1 to 2481 code for a protein of 826 amino acids. Gene Ontology annotation, cellular component: nucleus; cytosol. NCBI's taxonomy places the organism in Eukaryota, Fungi, Ascomycota, Dothideomycetes, Pleosporales, Didymosphaeriaceae. Gene Ontology annotation, molecular function: peptide-N4-(N-acetyl-beta-glucosaminyl)asparagine amidase activity; carbohydrate binding. The record is from RefSeq and is a predicted model, not a curated record.